AUGAAAGACAAAGAAUUUUCAAUUUGGCCACUUUUAUACACCGGUUCUGCUUAUGAUAGUUAUGGAGAAAUAGAACAAGCUUUUCAGUUUUUAGACAAUGAUUGUGAUGGUAAAUUAUCUGCUAAAGAUUUGCAGGCUAUUUCAAAGAAUUAUGGAUUAAAAUUGUCUCCAGAUGAUGUUGAUAGUAUGAUUACUGAAGCCAAUAGAGAUGGAACUGGUUUAAUAACAUUACAAGAAUUUAUUAAAGUUAUGCAAAAAACACCAUUAUUUAAUUAGCAAUUAAUUACAUACAUAACUUGAGCUAAAACUGUUCACAUUAUUGGUACUCUC
Messenger RNA from Amphimedon queenslandica, 330 nucleotides. RefSeq names its product caltractin-like. The record is from RefSeq and is a predicted model, not a curated record. Gene Ontology annotation, molecular function: calcium ion binding. Lineage: Eukaryota; Metazoa; Porifera; Demospongiae; Haplosclerida; Niphatidae. The transcript is spliced from 3 exons. Bases 1 to 276 code for a protein of 91 amino acids.